Messenger RNA from Onychomys torridus (southern grasshopper mouse), 3282 nucleotides. It is a transcript of the gene Mtrr, whose product is annotated as 5-methyltetrahydrofolate-homocysteine methyltransferase reductase. The coding region runs from base 99 to 2189 and encodes 696 amino acids. The transcript has 15 exons. Gene Ontology annotation, molecular function: flavin adenine dinucleotide binding; [methionine synthase] reductase (NADPH) activity; FMN binding. NCBI's taxonomy places the organism in Eukaryota, Metazoa, Chordata, Mammalia, Rodentia, Cricetidae. Gene Ontology annotation, biological process: homocysteine metabolic process. The record is from RefSeq and is a predicted model, not a curated record. Gene Ontology annotation, cellular component: cytosol.
UGUUCCCAAGCAGUACCUGGCUGGGGAAAGCCGUGUCGAGCGCAGGAGUUGGCGGCUUGUGGUCUCACUGUUAGAGUUACAGCCCAUGACCUGAGGUGAUGAGAAGGUUUUUGUUGCUGUAUGCUACACAGCGAGGACAGGCGAAGGCCAUAGCAGAGGAAAUAAGUGAGCAGGCUGUGGCACAUGGGUUUUCUGCAGAUCUUCACUGUAUUAGCGAGUCGGAAAAGUAUGAUCUGAGAACUGAGACUGCUCCUCUGGUAAUGGUUGUAUCCACCACGGGCACUGGAGAUCCACCUGACACAGCCCUCAAGUUUGUUAAAGAAAUACGUGACAAGACAUUACCCAUAGACUUCUUUGCUCACCUGCGAUACGGAUUAUUGGGUUUGGGCGACUCAGAAUACACAUACUUCUGCAAUGGAGGGAAGGUAAUUGAUAAACGCCUUCAGGAGCUUGGAGCCCAGCACUUCUAUGACACUGGACAUGCCGACGACUGUGUAGGUCUAGAGCUCGUGGUAGAGCCGUGGAUUGCUGGACUCUGGGCUGCCCUCACCAAGCACUUUAAGUCACUUGGAGGACAAGAAGAAAUGAGUGACGCACUCCCACGGGCAUCAGCCGCCCCCUUGAACACUGCUGGGAAGCUGGAAUUGUCACACAUCCAGUCACAAGUUGAACUUCUGAGACUAGAGGAUGUGGGGAAAAGGGAUUCUGAGGUUUGGGAACAAAAUGAAACAAACAGGAGUCAGACCAGUGAUUUGAUUGAAGACUCUGAGUCCUCGCUCGUCUGCUCUGCUCCCCCACUCUCACAGGCCCCGCUAAGUAUUCCUGCUCUGCCCCCUGAGUACUUGGAGGUGCAUCUUCAGGAGCCUCUGGGCCAGGAGGAAAUCCCGACAUCUGUGACUUCGGUAGAUCCAGUUUUUCAAGUUCCAAUUUCAAAAGCUGUUCAGCUGACUACAAAUGAUGCCAUAAAGACCGCGCUGCUGUUAGAAUUGGACAUUUCAAAAAUUGAGUUUUCCCAUCAACCUGGAGAUUCCUUCAAUGUGAUCUGUCCAAACAGUGAUGCUGAGGUUGAAACCCUGCUUCAAAGGCUGCAACUGGCUGAUAAGAGAGCACACCGUGUCAUCUUGAAGAUUAAGGCCGACACCAAGAAGAAAGGAGCUGCUGUGCCCCAACAUGUGCCCGAGGGCUCUUCACUCCAGUUCAUCCUCACCUGGUGUCUGGAAAUACGAGCAGUUCCUAAAAAGGCGUUUUUGCGCGCCCUGGCCGACUGUAGCAGCAGUGCUGCUGAGAAGCGGAGGCUGCAGGAGCUGUGCAGUAAACAGGGGGCAGCUGAUUACAACCGCUUCAUCCGCGACACCGGCGUCUGCCUGCUCGACCUGCUCCUCACCUUCCCGGCCUGCCAUCCUCCACUCAGCCUUCUGCUCGAGCACCUUCCCAAACUCCAGCCUCGACCAUACUCAUGUGCAAGCUCAAGCCUAUUCCAUCCAGACAAGCUCCACUUCGUCUUUAACAUCGUAGAGUGUCCGUCUCACACCGCAGCGGCCACACUGCGGAAGGGGGUGUGCACAGGCUGGUUGGCCACACUGGUUGCUCCAUUUCUUCAGGCAAACACAGAAGCUUCGCCUGCAGGCAGUCCUGAUGGCCUGGCUCCUAAGAUAUCCAUCUCUCCUCGAGCGACACAUUCCUUCCACUUACCUGAUGACCCUUCGGCCCCCGUCAUAAUGGUGGGUCCAGGCACUGGCGUGGCCCCCUUCAUUGGCUUCCUCCAGCACAGAGAGAAGCUCCAAGAACAACACCCAGAUGGAAAUUUUGGAGCAAUGUGGCUGUUUUUUGGCUGCAGACAUAAGGACAGAGACUAUCUGUUCAGAGAGGAGCUCAGGCGUUUCGUCAAGAUUGGGGUCUUGACUCACCUGAAGGUCUCCUUCUCCAGAGAUGCCCCACCAGAGGAGGAGGCCCCAGCAAAGUAUGUGCAAGACAACCUCCAGCGUCACAGCCAGCAGGUGGCUAGGAUCCUCCUUCAGGAGAAGGGCCACAUUUACGUGUGCGGAGAUGCCAAGAACAUGGCUAAAGAUGUGAAUGACGCCCUGGUGGAAAUCAUAAGCAGAGAGGCUGGCGUAGACAGACUAGAAGCCGUGAAAACACUGGCAGCAUUCAAACAAGAGAAGCGCUAUCUUCAGGAUAUUUGGUCAUAAACUGGAAGGAGGACAUGUUUCUUCCCUCUUAAAAUGCCAAAAGACAAUUUUACUGAAGCUAAGUUUAAAAUUUUUCAAAAAUUUCUUGCAAGAGGUUGUGUGGAGAACAAUCACUGAGUGGAGCAAUCUCACGGGAGGUCUCCCACUCCUCACUUGCGGCCCCGCCCACUCCUCGCCUGCGGUCCCGCCCACUCCUCGCCUGCGGCCCCGCCUACCCAGGGCAGAGCGGUGUGGUGGUGCAAAGGCAGCUUGAAUUGCACAUGCCCCACGCACCCCCUACCACCCCAGAGGACAGGUAGUCGAUGGCUCACCUGUGCCUGGGCACAUUAUGGAAAAUUUGUGGAUAUAAUAUCUUUCUAUGAAGUAUACACAAAGAAUAGUCAUAACAGUAAUAUUUAAAUCAUGUAAGCCAUACUUUUUGGAUAUUUAUAUAAUUAUUUGAUUAUGGUUUAUUAUCAAAAUUAUAUUUCUGAUAAAAUAUUUUAAUUUUGAGGUAACCCUUAUAAAGGUUUUUAUGCUACUAGAAAUAUAUUUGAAAUCCUUCUCUGCCUUUUUCAUCAUGACUUUUUGUAAUAUCACAAUUCUGAAGCGCAGGGGCAUUUACAUUACCCUCACAGAAGACACCAUGUGUACAUUUCAGUCUUGUUACACUGUUCUUCUCAUGGACGCCUUUCAUCUCUGCUCCUCACUAAUAGAGAUGGUUCUUUCCAAUAUUGGUUUUAUUUCUGUGUACCACUCAGGUUAUGUCAAGCCUUAAAACACUGUAGUUAGAUUUCUGAUUCCAAAUCCUAUGAAAGUUAUGAAAAUAAAGUAUAUGAAAGGCUUCUGUAUUAGUUACGCAUGUUGUUGCUGGGACUAAGCAACUUCAGGAGGGGAUGUUUAAGCAGUCACGUCAUGUCCACAAGGAGAAGGAGACUGCCUGUGCCUAGCUAGCUUUCUCCUUUUCAUACACUAGAACUCCACCCAUGGUGUGAGUCUGCCAACAUUGAGUGUGGGUCUCUCCACCUCAGCCCAGGCUUGUCCAGAGAUCGGUCUCCAGGGUGAUUCUAGACCUGUCAACUGACUCUAUAACUCUAGCAGGUAUAAUAAAACU